Messenger RNA from Dermatophagoides pteronyssinus (European house dust mite), 1097 nucleotides. RefSeq names its product sarcoglycan beta (gene Scgbeta). Gene Ontology annotation, biological process: muscle organ development. NCBI's taxonomy places the organism in Eukaryota, Metazoa, Arthropoda, Arachnida, Sarcoptiformes, Pyroglyphidae. The record is from RefSeq and is a predicted model, not a curated record. Gene Ontology annotation, cellular component: sarcoglycan complex; sarcolemma.
AAAUAAAACAUUCGAAUGCUUGAAUCGAAACAUAUCUCAUCAAAUUUAACAAAGUUAAAGACAACUUUCUUUCUUUAUUUCUACGCAAUUCAAAUGGUGCCUCAUCAAAAAUUUCCGUACAUUUUUUCAAAAAAUUUCAAAUUUUUUCAUACUUUUAAUUUGUAAUCUUAUUUUUUGAUGAUGGCUAUGCUACCGUCAUCAUCGAAUCGCCUUUCUAUUGAUGACAAUCAAAAUUCAUCUGUAAUGAUGUCAAAAACAAACAACACUAAUCAUCAUAAAGAAAUAUUAGUUACCAUUAUCAUUGCCCUUUUGAUCAUAUCAAUUGCAACGACAAUCACAUUGUUGGCUAUUAUUUAUCGUUUACGUUUGAUACCAGGAUUCGAAUAUUUCACCAUCAUUGAUGAUAAUGUGAUUCUUCAUAAAGAUACUUAUAUUGAUCGAAUUUUAUUGUCCAAUAAUCGUAUAUCCGGUUUAUCAUCGAUAACUGGAAAUAUUUGUCUUGAAAGUGGACAAUCAUCAUUACGAAUUAACAAUGAUGGUAUUCGAUUACGAUCAAAAAAAGGUUUAGAAAUACGAUCAUCAUCAAAUGGUCAAUUAUUAUUUCCAUUUGAUUUAAGUUCAUUACCAUUAAAUUCGAUCAAAACAUUAUCAGUGCCUAACGGUAUUCGUGAUGUUAAAAUGAUACGUUCACCAUUGAAUGAAGAUUUAAAUAUUAUUUCGAAAGGAAAAAUUCGUAUCCGUGGAAAUGAAGGUGUCAAUGUUGAAGGCAAACAAAUUAAAUUGGAUGCAAAAAAUAUAUUUUUAUCAUCAUUGAAUGCAAGCAUUAUAAUGGAUGGACAUAAAGGAAUCUAUUUAGAUAUGAAUUCAUUCAAAUCACGAAUCGUACAUCGUCGACAAGAAUCAUCAUCAACCAGUGAAAAUGAAAAAAUGGAUUUACAAUACAAAUUAUGUAUAUGUGGACGAAAUGGACAGCUAUUUCGAAUGGCAAUCAAAGAUUCAAGCAGCAGCUGUGCUGAUGCCAGAUUUCCUCAAUCCGAUAACCCAUGUCUUUAACAAAAAACUGUUAACUGAAUCGGUAAACGAGAAUCAAAAAAAAA